CGUGAAUCUAGUAACGUUGGCCACUACCCAUACUAGUACACGUUGUUAUGCUGUGUAUACGCAUGUGGUGAGCGGGCACAAACUUCCCUGCUGCUGUCGCUCACGGCUACCUCCAAAGCUUCUGCUCAUCUUAGUUGUGCCCGUCAAAAUAUCGCCCAUGUCUGCACCGUUGACAACAAUUAGCUGCAAGUGCUGAUUGCUGCUGGUUGGCUCAGUCCAGAAUCAGGCCUCACAAAUGCGAUGAGCGUAGCUGAAAGCAUCACUGCCAAAAUGGCAUGCCAUGCCCCUUCAAAGAUCGGUGGUCAGGUCGAGGUUGGCAUGCAGUGCAGCUUGUCUCUUGCUGACAAGUCUGUUGGGUGCUCGUUCAAACCAGGGAGCGAGUCUAGGAGUGUGCAGACUAUGGAGGCUGUGGAGCAGUUAAGCUCCACCUCAGCAUGCUUACUAGAGAGUGACAGCAUUGGGCAACGUGGUGUCAGCCUGUCUUGACAUAAAACAAAGUUCUGGCUCAUUCAGGGAAUUUCGCAAAGGUGCUCAGGGAAAACCUGGAAAACUCAGGGAAUUUGGAAAUGUCAAAUGGUAGACACCCUGUGAAUCUCCCUUCUCUCCUGCACGCAUCGAGGCCUUCAAUUUCUGCAUCAACUGCCAAAUGUGACAACUCAAAGCAAGGAUGCAUCCACCGAUGUCAGCUAUGUGACUAUGUGGCUGAUGAACUAUUUCUUCUGGAAGCACAUGCCAGCAUCCAUACUGGCAAGAAGCCAUUGCGUUGCCCUACAUGCUCUCGGAGCUUCUCAUACAAGUGUAAUCUGAAUCUCCACUUGCGGACUCACACAGGCGAGAAGCCAUUUGACUGCCCUUCAUGCUCUCGGAGCUUCUCACAAAAGGGCGGCCUGAAAGCCCACCUGCGCACCCACACAGGCGAGAAGCCAUUUGACUGCCCUUCAUGCACUCGGAGCUUCUCACGGAAGAGCAGCCUGAAAGACCACCUGCGCACCCACACAGGCGAGAAGCCAUAUCACUGCCCUUCAUGCUCUCAGCGCUUCCCACGAUAUUCCGGCCUGAGAGUCCACAUGCGCACCCACACAGGCGAGAAGCCAUUUCUUUGCUCUUCAUGCACUCGGAGCUUCUCAUCGAAGAGCGAACUGAAAGUACACCUGCGCGCCCACACAGGCGAGAAGCCAUAUCAGUGCCCUUCAUGCUCUCUGAGCUUCUCAUCAAAGCCCCACCUGAAAAGCCACAUGCGUACCCACACAGGCGAGAAGCCAUUUGACUGCCCUUCAUGCUCUCAGAGCUUCUCACAAAAGGGCACCCUGAAAGCCCACCUGCGCACCCACACUGGCGAGAAGCCAUUUGACUGCCCUUCAUGCACUCGGAGCUUCUCACUAAAGGGCACCCUGGAAGCCCACCUGCGCACCCACACAGGCGAGAAGCCAUUUGACUGCCCUUCAUGCUCUCAGAGCUUCUCACAAAAGGGCAGCCUGAAAUCCCACCUGCGCACCCACACAGGCGAGAAGCCAUUUCACUGCCCUUCAUGCACUCGGAGCUUCUCACGGAAGAGCGGCCUGAAUGCCCACCUGUGCACCCACACAGGCGAGAAGCCAUAUCAGUGCCCUUCAUGCUCUUAGAGCUUCUCAAUCAAGGGUCACCUGAAAGCCCACCUGCAUCCACAGGCGAGAAGCCAUAUCAGUGACUUUCAUGCUUUCAGAGAUUCUCACAAAAGGGCAACCUUAGGAAACACAUGAGGCGAGAAGCCAUUUCAUUGCCUACUCUGCCUUCAGUGAUUCUCGUUGAAGAAUGCCCUGAAGAUGCACUGGUGCAUUCAUACAAGUGACCGGCCAUAUAGUUGCAUUGCCUGCUUCAGGUCCUCAUCACUUGAACAGACUUGGAGAGCACAGCACCAUGAUUCAAUUCAAUUCACUUUAUUUUCAACACCUCAACGUUGAGGACCGCGAACAAAAAGCCUUUUAUGGCUUGACAAGUCCGCAGCCCUUUUUAACAAGCAGUGACAGAGCAUAGGGUUAGGUAUUACAUAUUAAGCUAGAAUUGCCUAAGUCCCAAUAACACGACUGUCAGACAUAAUGCAUAUAUAUAAUAUAUACAUACAUAUAUGUGUAAAAUGAAUUCAAGUGAAACACAAUGUAUACUCACGUACAAUUGAAACCGAAAGAGUUAACGCUAAUUACUAAUGCACAUUAUACAUAUAUGAAAACAAAUGUGUCACACAAAACAUACUGCAAUACACAGUUCGGCAAAUACACUGUUGCAAAAACAAUUUCUUCCAUUUUUCCAUACUGUAGGGUAGUUUAACAAUCUUGUCGAACUAGAGUCUGAAUUAAAAAUCUACAUUCGUGUAGCAUGUUACAUAGUGUUCUACUGCAUCAGGUAGCACAAGUGUCUCCACAUGCUCCUGAGAGCAAGCUUUAACUCGGGCCCAACUUAAGUUGAAUGCAGCAUCCAGUAGCAUUAGCAAUAUUCGAACACCAAGGCUCAGUGUCGAGCUUUGUGUGGGUGUCUUCGAUCCACAUACACAGCUGUGCACACAGGUGUGUCGGUGUCUUCGGGGAAGCCAUGGCCCUUGUAGUAUGGUAAGCAUGGCAUAAAGCAGUUCACCUCCUGCAGUGCCACGACGACGGGUCUGAGACUGUUAUGCGACAGGCCCCAACAUAAAAUCAUGUCUGCUUUUUUUUUUUUGAGGGAGCGACAGUUCCACUGAAUCACUCUCAGGACUGCUCCCGCCACAUCCCGACCAUGACCGCAAACAUUAACUGGAGGGAUUAGCAUAGCCAUGUUGUGUGUGAGCCAUCUGCGUCGGAGCUAUCUGUACAGACAGCAAAAACGCCAUAUUAACUCAUGCGGCCGGGGUAAGACCUCCGAAGGAGAGCGUUCUAUUGUGCAUUAGGCACUCCAUGAUUGUGCGAACGCAUGUUUUGAUAACUCGUUCUAUCAUCGUUUGUACCCUUGACAUGAUGUUGUGUUCAAUUUGUGCCAGGUGUGCAGAGAAGGUGGCUUCGUAAUAAAGAUGAAUGUAUGGUU
This is a messenger RNA of Dermacentor albipictus, 3030 nucleotides long. The record is from RefSeq and is a predicted model, not a curated record. NCBI's taxonomy places the organism in Eukaryota, Metazoa, Arthropoda, Arachnida, Ixodida, Ixodidae.